AUGGACCCGCGGAGCGGCUUCUCCCCGAGCACGAGGACGUUCCGCAGCCUGCGCCCACCGAUCCCGCUCCCACCGGAGGACGACGACGUACCCGUCUCCUUCCCGUCCUUCGCCUGGUCGCGCCUCCCGUCGCCGCUCCCCGCGCACCCAGCCUUCGUCGACGCGUCCACGGGCACCGCGCUCUCGUUCCCGGCGCUCCUCGCCCGCGUCCGCUCCCUCGCCGCCGCGCUGCACGGCGCGCCGCUCGGCGUCGCCCUCGCCAAGGGCGACGUCGCGCUCGUGCUCGCGCCGCCCAGCCUGGACGUCCCCGUGCUGUACCUCGCGCUGCUGUCCCUCGGCGCCGUCGUCUCGCCGCUCAGCCCGGUAUCCGCGCCCGCCGACGUCGCCCGCGCGGUAGCCCUGUGCGACCCGUCCGUCGUCUUCGCCACCGGAGCAACCGUCGGCAAAGUCCCUGCGUCAGGGAAGAAAAAGGCAUCCGUCAUCCUGCUGGACUCGCCACAGUUCCAGUCCUUCCUCCACGGCCACGACGAACCGGGGUUCGCCGCAGGCGUGCCGCCACCCCCGGUCGAGGUGGUGCGGCAGUCCGACGUGGCGGCGAUCGGCUACUCGUCGGGCACGACAGGGCGAACCAAGGCGGUGGCGCAGUCGCACCGCCGCCUCAUCGCGUCGGCGCUGCAGUACCGCUCGCCACCGCCGCGGCGGACGCCCGGAGGCCCCACGGUCGUCACGCUCCUCGGCGUGCCCAUGUUCCACUCGUACGGCUUCCACAUGCUCAUGCGCGGGGUGCUGAUGGCCGAGACCAUUGUCGUGGUCACCGCCACCCGCGGCGGCGCGGCAGCCGUGCUGGACGCCGCCUCGAGGUGCAGGGCCACGCAGAUGUUCGUCGCGCCGCCUGUCGUGGCGGCCAUAGCGCGGGGAGGCAGCAUCGGACCGGAGGGGUUCCCGGACCUUGUUCGGAUCGUCUGUGGCGGUGCGCCGCUGAGCACCGCCGCGGCGUCGGCGUUCCAUGAAAGGUUUCCCGACAUCGAGCUGUUUUUGGCACUAGGAUCAACUGAGGGUGGCGUGAUAUCAAACAUGGUCUGUCGUGAGGAAUGUGAUCGUAUAAAAUCAACAGGUCGGCUAUGUAGCGGUGUUGAAGCCAAAGUUGUUGACAUUAUUAGUGGUGAACUCUUAUCAACCAACAAGCAAGGCGAAUUAUGUAUCCGAGGCCCAAGUGUCAUGCUAGGAUAUGUUGGUGGUGAUGAAACAAGCAAUCAAGCAUUUGACUCUGAUGGCUGGCUUAAAACUGGUGACCUCUGCUAUUUUGAUGAGGAUGGCUUCCUUUACGUUGUUGAUAGACUAAAAGAUAUAAUUAAGUACAAGGCAUAUCAGGUUGCACCAACGGAGUUGGAGGAUGUGCUGCAUUUGAUCCCUGGGAUAUUGGAUGCUGCAGUUAUCUCAUACCCAGAUGAAGAAGUAGGACAAUUACCAAUGGCAUUUGUUGUAAGGCAAAAUGGGAGCAAUAAUCUUACAGAAGACCAAAUAAUGGAAUUCGUUGCCAAACAGGUUGCCCCUUACAAGAAGAUACGUAAAGUUUGUUUUGUUGAUUCAAUACCACGGUUGCCAUCAGGCAAGUUACUAAGGCGCGAGCUGCAUAAACACAUGACGCUUACCAGCAGGUUGUAA
Molecule: messenger RNA, 1665 nt
Organism: Miscanthus lutarioriparius
Lineage: Eukaryota; Viridiplantae; Streptophyta; Magnoliopsida; Poales; Poaceae
Source: the annotation of a GenBank genome assembly